AUGUUGCGCAGAGAGACGGUAGCGACCGGGGAGGACAGACCAACCAAAAGGCGGAAGAUCGAAGCUGACACUAAGUCGGAUCACGCUGUCAACUACCACAAUCCCUCGCUCCCUGCCAAUGCUCCCGAUCCAAAUGAAGAUAACAAGGCCGUUCACUGGCGCUGGGUCAAGCCCUCGGCACUUCGGGCGGCGAUUGCUAACUCACAAAGCAAGGAAGAGGAGGGAAAUUCGAGUGAAGACGAUGUACCCGAUCUCCCAUCCCGGCCUUGGAGAAGCACUCGCGCCGCCAAAGCCGCAGACAAGCCUAAACCGACACAUCGAUCGCGGGUGGACAUCCCGGUGCCCAAUACUCCCGAUUCGAUACAAGUGCCGUCUUCAGCACCGCAAUUUGUUCCCAAAAGACCGGUCGGGUUCUUCCCGUGGACUGGGAAGCAUCCCGAGGACGUUUUAAAUGACAGCAACGUGAAGAAUGGCUAUUUUGACAAACCCCCGAACCCCACCGAAAAGGAGCUCAACACGGCGCGAAUCCCGCUCUACAAUGCUUUUAAACACAAGUCCGGUGUCGACAGUUUGUCCGCCCUCUUUUCCCUUGUCCUGAAUCAGAAGAGCCAGUAUGGCUUAAUCAGUUCUGCUUCCACGUUCAAACCACCUCCCCGCGUCACCUUGACUGAAGCGAAACGAAAAUCCUGGAUAGCGGAUCUGGCCAAUGCAGACGUGCCAUUGAGGAGGCUGAGCAGGACAAUCCCUCAGGGCAUCAAGGGCCAGACCCUUUUAGAUCAAUGCUUGCAGAACUCGGUUCCGUUGAGUCGUGCGAUAUGGUUCGCUAAGUGCGUUUGCGCAAACGAGAUUCGGACCUUGAAAAGGAAAGGAACUGCCCCGGCGGUGGCCAUGGGCACCGAAAGCAAAUGGUUUCGCGAGUGGACAGUCAACGUCGAAGAAUUUUUGGAAACACGUCUGGAACAAAGCAAUCCAUCUGAUUGGAGAUCAGACAUUCAAUACGCAUUGCGGCUUGUUACCUGGCUCUAUUUAGAGAACCUGCUGGAUCGGGGCCAUUACUUGGAUUGGAUCUUGCGCUCUUUCACUGCGGCAGACGUCGGCCACACUCCUUUCUGGCUGAUGGUAAUCCACAUAUACAAGCAAGAUUUGAGCCACUAUCGAAGACGCGGCACCAGACUUGCCGAAGCACUGAUUAACAAGUACCGCUCAGUGGACAAGCUCUCCGACCAAACGAUAGCUCCACUGAGACAGAGGCUGCGUGCCGCAAUCCGGGAAUUAUUGUUUGCACGUCCUGCUAUCUUCCUGAGGCCAGACAGUUGGCCCGAGAGUUUGCCCGUUGUUCGAAGCUGCCUGGACACGACCAUUAGACCCGAAGCUCAGAUUCUUGAGGAACUCAGCCGCAUCAAUGAAAGAACCAUGGGAUUUAACAAAGCGGAAUUCUUGUCCGUUCGCGCACCUGACGAGGCGACUAUUGAAACUCUAGACGCCGCCGCUGUGCCAUACAAUUUCACUCUGCUAGACGAAGAACUCGCGGGCACCUGUUUAGACUUCGAUCUCCUGGUGCGAUCGUGUCUUGAAUGGUCAUGUACGCGAUUUCGACAAUCCAGAACUCGAAUAUAUGUCGCCACUCGUCUAGUCAAGCGCUGGCAACGAGGUGGCCAAGAUGUUGACACUGCUAUUCUCAAUUUCCUGUCGGCCUUCCGGGAGGGGAAGACAACGGCUGAUCUUCACUGCUUAAGACACCUCAUUGCGCAACUCUCACGAGCUGAUUGCUUCCCACUAAGCAAAUACAUGCAGUGGCUUAUGGUGAGAGGUCUUCCAGAGAAGGGAACGGUCUGCAUUAAUGAGGAUUCAAUCUUCGAGCCAACUCCAGGAAUUGAACCGCGGCGGGAGUCAGGAUCCGCCCAAUUUCUGCUUGAUUUGUCGUUGCAGCGGGCAGAAGACCAUGUCAUCAAUUUACGGAACUCGGUUCUUCAACGUGCAGGGUUCGAUCUCAACUCGGAAGAGGCCAUUUUCGGCCAGUGUGUACGUUUUCUCGAGCGAAAAUUGGCGGAGUCAAGCUCCAUCACCAAGCCUAGGCCACCAGCCCUUGUCGAGCCCUCUUUCGCGUCUCUGCCGUGGACUCUUCGGACCAGAAUAUCUAUGUGGCUAAGAACAAGAGCUCUCGAAGGCGCCAAAUCGGCGCAAAGCACUCCUGUGCUUCCUGGGUCUAAGGUAUUGAAUGAGGGACAAUUCUUCUUGAUCCGUCACGUUCUUGAGUGCAUGGAAGAUGAAGCAGUACUUGCCGAUGUGGUUGGCAUUCUGUCGGUAUCACAAAGAGAUGACCUUGUGGCGUCUCUCGUUGCUACCAUUCAUUUCCAUGCCGGUGCCUUUUCCGCAAUUGGGGCAUUUGAAGUCCUUCAAAAGCGGAUGUGUCAAGUUUACAUGAGUUGGCGACCUACUAAACCGACAAUGCCGCUACUUACUUCGACCCUACUCGACCUUUGCACUGCUUUCCCAGCCAAGUCGCCAGCAAUCAGGUUGCUACAACAGGAUCUCGUUCGAGGAGAUCGGGGGCGUGCAGUUGCAGCUUGCUCGCCCUAUAGUGACGGCAUUGCCGAGUCAUUACAGCAGGCGGGUGCUACCUUUGUAGAAGAUUUUGAAGCCAUUCUGCAGUCGGAAACCAAUAUGAAUGAGCAAACCAUGAACGGCCUCUUCUCGGUUCUGGUCGAUCGCAUUGAAAAGCAACAGAAAUUCGGUGACGAUCCGCACACGAUACAGUCAUUCUGUCAGCUUCUCAGCCGGCUUCGAUUGUGCCGUAGGGCGCAAGGAGAUCUCCUCAUUCAGAAAUGGAUGUCGCGACUGGUCCCCUGCCUCGACGCCAAAUCUGGGCCUUUGCUUCUUCAGAUCCUCAUUGCAACGGGAUGCAUCACAUUUGCUGUCGUUUUCGACGCCGCGGCUCUUUCUAAGCCAGGCCCACGCAAGAAUUUAGCUGUCGCUUCCUUGCUAUAUCAAAUUCUUGCUCCUCCCAACUACACGUCACUUGAUUGGGCUGCUUACCAGGCUCGGACGAGAUGGUAUGAAUAUUCGCAGAGGGAACCGUCAACUGCUCUGGAAAUACUCUGCGAAGCUGGACUGCGGGGGGUUUCGCCAUCUUUCGACUCGCUCUUGUUGGACUUGCUUGUUAACAAGUCAACGUCAGACUCGCCGUCUCUGCCUGACUCCGCGGAAAAAUGGGUUGUCAAGGCACUCAGUCGGACAUUGAAUUGUUCCGAUGGUGAUUUAACUGUGGCUGGUCUCCGAGCCUUAUUGAAAUCCAUCAACAUUUUCUCGCACCGAUUUGUUCAGCUACGAUUCCGGCUCACGUCGCAAGGUUCUAUGGAAAAAGUGUCAGGGACGGAUCAAGCUGACUUGACCGAGGUACUCUCCGAGUCAUUAAAAGAGACGUUACAGAAACCGACUUCAACAUACGGGCAAGAGCAGCGGUUUUCACAACUACUUCGGAUAGUCGGCCCAGAUAUAGCUAGCCAGGUCCGCCACAAUGUCGAGAAUGAAUUUCUGGACGCGUUGCCGAAACUGCCAAUCACCAAACCGACAAGUCCACUUUCGGCGGUCUUCCCUGGCGACAUUCAGCAAUUGUCUUUGAUUGUCGAGCAAGCGUUCCAAGUGUGUAGAAAAGAUGUCAGCGCCAGCCCCGGAUUCAUGUCGCGCCUGAUUGACAGACUGUCGCAGCAUCUCAAAUACUUGGGCAACGUCCAGUUGACGCCAGCUACUCCUGCUACACCUAGUGCAGCUCCUCCAACUGCGUCUGGACUUGCCGGGUCUUCAAUGAGUGUGAACCAUGCUCAGAUGAUGUCCGUGACAUCCAGCCCGGUUGCCACCACAUCAGACAGCGGUAGUGGCUCUUGUUCGGCAGUAUGCUUGAGCUAUCUGCGAUCCAUGCUACAAAUGGUGUGUUUGCAACGCCCGGCGCUGGUUUCGUCAGGUUCCAAUGGUCCCAAUGCCAAACAAGGCCAGACUGAACAAGUUCAACUCCUGGUACGACUGGCGUCAAUCGCAACGCAUCCAGCAGUGGCAUGGACAUCAGGUCAUCAAGGAAGCCAGGAAGAGCAGAUCAAGGCAAAGGAGGUAGUUGAUUUCGCAUUCGACGUGAUUGCCACUGUUAUCGAUGAUGUCAGCGACGAAGUCACAACGGCGAGCGCAAAGCUGUUGAAAGACCGAUUGAACGAUCCACGGCUCAGAUAUUUGUUUGGCAGCAUCAACAUGAUGGGAUCCGCGCAGGUCCAAGACAUGGGCCGAGGACUGCAGAUGGUCAAAGAAGGCAAGGGAAUUAUCGGAGAGUGGAGGCCUCGAAUGUGGGAAGUGCUGGAUAAUGGGAGCGGUAAAGAGAGUGAAACGCCUCUCGGAUUAGGUCUUUUUCGAGCUAGGUAUGGUUAG
Messenger RNA from Cladophialophora psammophila CBS 110553, 4413 nucleotides. RefSeq lists its product as uncharacterized. Lineage: Eukaryota; Fungi; Ascomycota; Eurotiomycetes; Chaetothyriales; Herpotrichiellaceae. The record is from RefSeq and is a predicted model, not a curated record. The transcript has a single exon. Gene Ontology annotation, biological process: regulation of transcription by RNA polymerase II. Gene Ontology annotation, molecular function: transcription coregulator activity. Gene Ontology annotation, cellular component: mediator complex. The coding region runs from base 1 to 4413 and encodes 1470 amino acids.